UCUCAAUGUCAUACCCAACUCAUACCAGAUAUGAUUCUGAUCGAGAACUCCUGUUUAAGGAACGGGGAAUUUACGGUCUGUGAAGGCCUCAGAACAUCAACACCUCGGGAAACUGAAUAUUCCUGCCAAGGGCGUUUAGCGACGUCUUGAAGCUGUAGCUUUUUCCUCACCCCGGAACCGUUACCCUCUCUCACUUUCCCGAGACAAAGUAAUCCAGACCAGACGGCCCGCACAGAACCCAAAAGUUUCAAAUCACGUUUGCCUCCGAGGCUCCGACAGCGCUCGCUGCUUCCGUGCUUCCGGGCCAUGCAUGAUCGAUAGAACGUCUAGACCUCUAUUUUCAGUUCCUGGAGGACCUUUGGGGACCAAAAACUAGCGAAAGGCCUCACAUCCUCUGCCUUUCACUGGAUAUGUACUGACCAGCAUCAUUAACUCCUUGUUCUUCGAUGAAUUGCUGUAGCAUCAAGGCUAGUGUCCUUGCCUUCAUGCUGUCAAUCCCGUCCCUGGAUACCGAAAAUGUCUGUGCCUCGACUCCUAGCCCGUUCCUAUCUGAAAACAGUUGUCCGUCACAAAACACGCAGAUGCCAUCCUUCAGUAACAACCUACAUCUGAUAUCGGUCACAGUGCCGUGUUUCAUAUAAAUCACUCACAACUUUUCACAAAUCUUCCGACUUUCUUUCAUCCCUUCCCCCCCCCCCCCUACUGUCCUUUGUUUGUGGAAAGAGAGAGAUGAUGUUCCUCACCCUCGUUACUGCUUUCGCUGUUACUUCCGUUUCUGCAACUUCCGUCCGUUUCCCAAACCUAAUAGCCAAAGCUGAGCUCUCCGCCGGAGCUGCUCUUUCGGCCUCAAACAACUUCGGUUCCUCUAUUCCUCCAUGGCAGGAAGGUUACUCCCCCGCUUGGUAUAUGGGAGAUAACCCAGAUAACGCGCCCGAGUUGCCAUGGCUCAAGGAUCGCACCCUCUGCACUGUCCUCAACAAAGUCCCCGACUCCAUCCACUGUCCUACCUUCCCACUCGCACUAGCUGUUCGAGCUAAACUCGCAGCGCCCAAACGGAGGUCUCCAGUACCGCAGGAUCCUACAGUCCCUUCGCCAGCAACCCCUUCUCAACCCCCUCCUCCUCCACCGCCCCCGGGUGUUUAUAACCCCGUAUUUACCAAUUUGGAUGGUGCUAUAGAAGCGGAUGAUUACAUGACCUUUGGGUUGGUUGAUACUAUAGAUGACUGCCUCAAAAUGUGCGACACCGUCAUUGGGUGCGGUUUCGUGAAUACUUACCACGAUGUGAACGGCAAAGACGGAAGCCCCCUUUUGACUUGUUCUUUAUACCGUAGCUGUCACGGUCCUGACCAAGCUAUCAACAAGGGUGGACAAAGUCAGCCUGAUGGGUCGAUUAAUUUCAUUCGAAGCAGUGAUGGGUAUUGUAAGCAGUCUUAAGUUGUCGUGCUUUCACUUAAAUUUUACAUCCGAACCCUUGUUCCCUCAUCUCUCGUUUUUGGGACUUUGGAGGAUAUCUUUAUCUUGUUACCUUUGUUGUCAUUCUACCUGUCAGACGCUUGUGCACUUCGUUUUUCAACAUAAUCGUAUUGGACGUCAGUUUACGGACAUUGCGUUACUAUAUUUAUUACAAACAAAAUUACUAUGUUUCGUCGACUGUCGUUAUACCGCCACACGUCGUGGGCCCAUGUUGCGCAAUGUGUUGUAAUGGUUGACGUUGGUGCCUCGUCUUCAUCAUUGAAUUGUUAGCUGAAACUGACC
This is a messenger RNA of Marasmius oreades (fairy-ring Marasmius), 1755 nucleotides long. RefSeq lists its product as uncharacterized. The transcript is spliced from 6 exons. The record is from RefSeq and is a predicted model, not a curated record. Lineage: Eukaryota; Fungi; Basidiomycota; Agaricomycetes; Agaricales; Marasmiaceae. The coding region runs from base 730 to 1434 and encodes 234 amino acids.